Messenger RNA from Cylicostephanus goldi, 794 nucleotides. The record is from the annotation of a GenBank genome assembly. Lineage: Eukaryota; Metazoa; Nematoda; Chromadorea; Rhabditida; Strongylidae.
AACGAAGAUACGCAGCCGUUUGUACCACAGCCGGGACCUAGUAAACCAGAAUCGAGCUAUGCAAACCUGGAAGAAGAUCACCAAGAUAGAACGGUAACGAUCAUUGAUACUGAGAGGAUUAGUGCUCCACAAGGGAAUGUUGAACAAUACAAAGAAGUGCCUCAAGUUGUUGCACCGUCUUACAAUAGACCUUUGAAGAUCAGACCUAUACAAGUGGAACCCUCAAGUUACGAUGUAUCACCUGCGCCGAUAAAACCAUAUGCACCGCAACCUGCACUGCAACGGAUAAGCAUCCAGCCACAGCUUGGUUAUCAAGGACCGAGUAGUGGUAAUGGUUACCAACAGCAGGGAGGAUAUGUCCCACCACAGCAGACGGGAGGAUACAUCCCACCACAGCAGACUGGAAAUUACGUUCCUCCACCUCCGGCUGGAGGUUACGUUCCUCCCCCACAGACAUUCCAACCUCCUCCGCCACCAAUCCUGCAGCCACAGCCAAUCCAGUUUCCUGCUCCACCGCCCUAUCAGCCCCUGCCAACUUAUCAACUUCCUCAACAUCAGCCACAACCUCAGCCGGGCUGUUGCGGAGGUCAGCUAUUUAGCCAACAAGGUUCUCUGUGCAUGCCGAUGAGUUUCAAUCCAUGCCAGCGCCAACAGCCAUUUGGUGGAGGAGCAUGCGGUGUCUGCUCCUCAGCUUGUCCAUCUGCCUGUGCACCUGCUCAAGGUUGUAACACUGGUGGUUGCUGCUCAGUACGAGUAUGUUCUUACAGAGUGAAUUUUUUGGGGCAUUAUUGAAA